UAUACGACUUAUAAAAUUAAUAAACAAACAAAACCCUAUUUUUUAUAAUUUGAACUAUUUGAAGACACACCAUAAUAAAAAAAUGAUUUAAUAAAAUAAUGAAAAUGAAUACUCCAACUUCCGAAUGCAUCUACCACGAGAAGCAAGUUCGAGAGCUCUGCGCCCUUCACGCUCUUAAUAAUCUGUUUCAGAGCAAGGAUGCAUUCACAAAAGGCGAAUUAGAUUGUAUAUGCCAUAAUCUUAGUCCAGAAAACUGGAUAAAUCCUCACAAAUCCAUGUUGGGGCUAGGGAACUAUGAUGUUAAUGUUAUUAUGAGCGCUUUACAGUCUAGAGGAUAUGCUAUGAUUUGGUUUGACAAGAGAAAAGACCCAAGCUGCCUGAAUUUAGGAAACAUAGCUGGAUUUAUACUUAAUAUUCCUACAGAUUACAAAUUUAGUUUUAUAACUUUACCUUUAAAAAGAAGACAUUGGAUUUCUUUAAGACGGUUUAACGGACUUUAUUAUAAUUUAGAUUCAAAGCUGGAUGUGCCUCUACUUAUUGGAACAGAAGAAGCUUUGUUAAAUUUUGUCAGGACCGAACUAGACUCGAAGGAUAAAGAAUUAUUUGUUGUUAUGAUAAACGAUGUUGAAAAAUCACAGAGUUGGUUGAAGGAAAAAUCAAACUACGAUAACAAGAUUGUCGAUUCAGUUAACCGGGAUGCUGAAGAAGUUUUGAUUAGUGAUAUAAAUUUAAUAACCACUGAGCUAUGAAGAUUUCCUAUGACGGCCGAAAAUGGAAUUAUUUAUUACCUACUUGAUGAAUUUAUGUUGCACUUUGUUCAAAUUUAAAUGUUUGUUGCUUAUAAUUUGAUUAAUAAAAUAUAAUUAUUGUUGAA
Messenger RNA from Ceutorhynchus assimilis (cabbage seed weevil), 874 nucleotides. The record is from the annotation of a GenBank genome assembly. NCBI's taxonomy places the organism in Eukaryota, Metazoa, Arthropoda, Insecta, Coleoptera, Curculionidae.